Molecule: messenger RNA, 744 nt
Organism: Darwinula stevensoni
Lineage: Eukaryota; Metazoa; Arthropoda; Ostracoda; Podocopida; Darwinulidae
Source: the annotation of a GenBank genome assembly
GGAAAGGAGGCGGAUGAAGAGGAGGAGGGAAAGAAGGAAGAGGAGGAGGAAAAGAAGAAGGAGGAGGUGGGAAAGAAGGAGGACGCAAAGGAGGGAAAGAAGGAGGACUCCAGCUUCGCGGACGGUCCAUGCACUCCAGCGUCCCCUCAAGGCCGAGUGGGUCGAGCGGCCGGGAGGUCAGUGCGGGUUCGAUCGUGCGAGCGCGAAGAAAAGCGGGAAUGGGCUUUUGGGAGCCAGUUAAUCUGGAAAACCGUCUCAACACCGGUCGUGCGUCUCCUUCAGGGCAGAACUCCCAACGGCAGCCAGUUCAUCAUUACGACAGCGGCGACCCCCUGGCUCGACGGCCGUCACGUCGUCUUCGGAAAGGUCGUGGAGGGAAUGGAGGUGGUGCGCAUGGUCGAGAAUUUGAAGACCGACAGCAAUGACCGGCCCCUCAAACCGGUCGUCAUCCGGGAUUCCGGGGAGCUCCCGCUCAUAAAGACCCGCCACCUCUCUGACGAUCCUUACCAGAGAGAUCCUCCACUGCGGAUUCAGUACUCCCCUCCCCUCUCCCCCUUUCGCUUCCAGCAGCGAGCACCUCCGCACCGUAGCCUGUGGGUGUGGGCAAGGAUGGCGGCCGUGCCUCUGGCUUUCUCAAUGUUCAUUGUUGGGAUCUUUCAGUACUUCCUUUAUCAGAUGAGGGAGAAGAAAAUUCAAUUAACUCAUCAUGCUUACCGAGAGCUUCACGCGUACGACGGGGUGUAA